UUCUUAAUUAAACAUAAAUUUGUUUUUGAAAUCAUCAAACAUUAACACGGUUGAUCAAACUAAUGGCUGCGUUGGGGGAGAUCAUGGGUCUGCUGAGGAUUCACGUGAAACGGGGAGUAAACCUUGCCGUCCGUGAUGUCCGUACCAGCGACCCUUACAUUAUUUUCACGAUGGGCAACCAGACAUUGAAGACUAGAGUAAUAGAUAUGGAUGUUAAUCCUGUGUGGAAUGAAGAUUUAACUCUUUCCAUUACAGAUCCUGAUAUGCCAAUCCAUCUUAUUGUGUACGACUACGACAGAUUCAGCAUGGACGACAAAAUGGGUGAUGCGGAGUUCAGUAUUAAGACGUUCAUACAAGCGUUGAGACUGGACUACGCAGACUUCCCGAACGGAACGAUAUUAUCGAAAGUGCAACCGUGCCGGACAAACUGCUUGGCAGAAGAGAGCAGCAUCGUAUUGAGGGAAGGGAAGGUUGUUCAAGACCUUUGCCUCAGAUUGAGAAACGUGGAGUGCGGUGAAAUAGAACUUCAACUCGAGUGGAUCGACCUCCCUGGUUGUAAAGGCCUUCGAUAAACUUCCAUAAAACAUUUCUGCCUACCUGCA
Molecule: messenger RNA, 602 nt
Organism: Hibiscus syriacus
Lineage: Eukaryota; Viridiplantae; Streptophyta; Magnoliopsida; Malvales; Malvaceae
Product: protein C2-DOMAIN ABA-RELATED 4-like
Exons: 6
Coding region: 63-572 (169 amino acids)
Source: RefSeq, a predicted model, not a curated record